CCCGGCUGCCUCCCACAUCUGACAGUCGAGAGGAGUUCUGGAGGCGCCUCUUUUUUUUCUCGCUCUCCAUCCAUCCCUUUGGCGGCGCAGAAGGCUGGAAAGUAUGGCGGAGGAGGAAGAAGUUCUACUUGAAGUAGAGGCGUGCAAGCGAUUUACGACGAUGAUUGUGCCGUCCUUGAUUCUUUCCCUCCCCAUCUCCACCUCCACAUAAAGCCCAGAACCGCCGAUAUCUCUUCCCAACAGGUUCCUUCCCCAUCAAUCGAUUAUUUACCGCAGCUUCUUAUCUUUGCAGCGCAUGCCCUUCUCACGCCUCGCAUUACAAUUUUCGCUGUUUGGCAAUGCUGGAUGGGAUAGAUAGUUGGUGCUGAACUAAGUUGGGCAUACGUUUGAAACUCCAGCCGUCUGGUCUGAAAAAACUAAUAGAGAGAGUUGACUCAGCCCUCUUCUCAGCUGUAGACGGUUCUUGUGGUUAGCCCUAAUUUCAGUAUAUUACUAUCACUUGGAUGAGCGCUCUUCUCUCUGCAUAAAAAAAAAUGAAUCUGAACAUUUUUCGGUAAAAUUUCAGGCAGCAGUGGAGAAGCUUUCGAUUAUGAAUCAGCCCGAUGGUGAAUGUCCAUUGUGUUUAUAUCCUUUGGUUCCAGAAAAAUUAGAGGGCGAAACCUUGUCAUUUAUGAAGUUGAUGUCGUGUUUUCAUUGCUUCCACAGGUAAUAGUUUCUUACAUACUUCAUUCUAACAGUCUCAGUGGUUCAUUUUGGCUCUGCCAAUCUCAUCCUUUUGCCUUGUACGUUAUUAUGCCAGUGAAUGCAUUAUAAGGUGGUGGACUUGGCUUCAAAAGCAGAAGGAGUACACCAGUGCUUCAUCUGUCACUAUGCCGCAGCAAAUGAGACCAGGAAAGAUGAUGUUGUAAGAAGUCAGGGAGAGCUUGGAUUUUUUGAGUUUUACUAUGAGUGGUUGCUGCAGAGCAAUCGCAGUGAAAAGUUCUCUCUAUCAUUUGUUCCUUUCGCAGCUUGUAGUGGGGACUUGUUUAGCAAACUUAAUAAGCAUGGGCCAUUAAUAUGCCUCUGAAAACUGGUGAAUCUGCAGGAACAGAUGACAGCAUGGGCAAAUGUCCAGUUUGUCGGAAGAUUUUUCAUGCGGAGGAUUUGGAACAUGUUCUUAACUUGGUUGGACCUCAUUCCUCUCAAUUGAGUCCGACCAGCAAUGAACACAAGGAUAAUGAAAAUGGUCGGGAGGUGCUCGAUUCUCAGCCCGAGCAGACUAGAAGAGAGAAAUUUGAGUCUAUUCUAAAAUUACAAGAAGAAAGCAACGGCUUGAUAGAACCGAAAAAGAGUAUAGUGGUUUUGCCUGGCAUGUUCCUUCAUCAGCCUGUGGCAGCGUCUACUCCUACAUCAAAUGAAGAAACCGUAGAACAAAAACCAAGAGAAGCGCCACCUAUCUCAGGGAAUUCUGCUGGUUAUACUUCAGACCACGCCAAUAGCUUUGCAAAGCGUCAGAACCUUAAUAGGAGGAACCCGAAUCAACUGAAGAACUCUCAAACACAGACCAGACAUUGGGAGAGGAAAGAGAAUGGUACUUCAAGUUGAGUACCUUUUGUAUAUAGAAACUUUCUUAGGACUAAUGGGACUCUCAUUAUAUUAUCAUCCUUGCUAUGUUUGGCUAUGUCUUUUUCAUUCCAUA
Molecule: messenger RNA, 1678 nt
Organism: Linum trigynum
Lineage: Eukaryota; Viridiplantae; Streptophyta; Magnoliopsida; Malpighiales; Linaceae
Source: the annotation of a GenBank genome assembly